This is a messenger RNA of Pomacea canaliculata, 5123 nucleotides long. RefSeq names its product protocadherin alpha-2-like. Gene Ontology annotation, molecular function: calcium ion binding. Gene Ontology annotation, biological process: homophilic cell-cell adhesion. The record is from RefSeq and is a predicted model, not a curated record. NCBI's taxonomy places the organism in Eukaryota, Metazoa, Mollusca, Gastropoda, Architaenioglossa, Ampullariidae. Gene Ontology annotation, cellular component: plasma membrane.
GUGCGCCUGCGAGCAGCAGACACCUGUACACAACUGCUGUUGCGUGGGAGGCCCCGUGACGGACGCACAACAACCUGCAGCGCUGCGCGGUGUCGGAAUCUGAUCACACGUUCACAUGUUCACACAGCCGCCAACUUCACGACAGUUUGUGGAGGAAUAUAUGUCGUGUCCUUCGCUGUCGACUGAAGCUCAGCUGGUGUCUUAUCGUCGUUCCAAUCGACACAACACAAACCAUCUUCGUGUACGACGACCACAGGCGGUCAGGAAAAGUAUAAAAGCAAGUUCGGUGAAGUGGGUUGGCAGGCAGGAAGGUUUACUCGCAUACAAGUGGCCGCCAGCUCUGUGUCACAAGGUAUUAGAGUCCAAAGAGGUUGGGGAGGGGCAGGAACGAAAACAGGAAAUGUAAAGCCUGGUCAUUUCUCGUUUCAUCUGUUGCUUGAGCUAUUCGUGACGUCACCAGAGUAUGUAACCCUGCUCCGUGUGCGAAGACCUUACCUUCUGUCUACAAGGACCUUCGGAGACCGAGUUUACAGGUGAUCGUAAUCAGGAUAAAAGGCUUUGCGGUGGGAAGACCCACUUCUAAAUGCAGGUCAACCAAAGUCGCAUUACCUUCUUUACUGUCCAAGAUGACAAUUUAGCUCGCGUAUAACUUCUAGCAAUCAGUGUGGAGUCUUUGUCAUCAGGAAUUCUCGUGGAAGAGUCAUCAUGGCCUCGUCACGCCGACAUUGCAGGGGUCAUUGUCACUGACCAUCAUCCUCCUGGCGGUGGCGCACUUUCGGUUGACGAGAGCUCAGACCGAGGUGGUGGUGUUUCACCUGCAGGAGGAGCUGCAGGCGGGGUCACUGGUGGGCAACGUCUCGCAGGCCAGUAACGUCACCAGGGGUCUGACCCCGUCAGUCGUUAACAGCCUGCAGUACCAGAUCCUCAGCUCGGACGGACCCCGCAUCAGCUUGCUCUUCAACAUCAACACCCGCACGGGGGUCAUCUUUACAAACGCCAUGAUUGACCGCGAGCAGAUGUGCAAUCUUUUGACCACUUGCCAGGUGGAGUUUGAUGUAACAAUUAAGUCUACAAUUUCUACUAACUUCAUCAAACUUGUAUCAGUCAAAGUCUUUAUUGACGACAUCAACGACAAUGCUCCUACCUUUCCAACAAACGAAGUAAACAUCACCUUCCCAGAGAAUGCGCCUCUAGAGACGAAGAUUCCUGUAUCAGGUGCAUUCGAUCGGGACACGGGACUAGCCACACCCAUCAGGUACUCCCUACAGGAUACUGGCGUGUUUGUUCUGUCGGAGGAGAGGCAGCUGGACGGAUUGUCUUCCCUGAAGCUCACCCUCAAACAACCCCUUGACCGCGAGAACAUCUCCUUCUAUUCGCUCCUUCUCCUGGCAAGCGAUGGUGAUGAUCCGGGCAGCCAUACUGGAACCCUUGUGGUCAACGUUGAGGUCGGGGAUAUCAACGACAACUCCCCGACGUUCACUCAAAACGGCUUCAACCUGACGGUCAAUGAUACGGCAGACGCGGGCACCACCUUCGGGCAACUGAAAGCCUACGACGCUGACGCCGGCGUCAACGCACAGCUGAGCUUUCGCUUCAGCAUUCUGACAGAGUCGGUCGUGCAAGACCUGUUCCAGCUGAAUGAGAUUUCCGGAGAGCUGAGUGUGAAGGCCGACCUCCAGUACCAGUCUCGUCGCAACUUCCAGUGCGUUGUGGAAGUUUGGGACCGCGGGGUUCCGCCUCUCUACUCGCAGACCAUCCUCAGGAUUCAGGUCGUGAACAACGGCAACACCCCGCCCGAAGCUGGAACUGACCCUUCUGAUCCCGCUUACGACACAAGAAGUACCCGGAUGAAUGAGAACGCUGCUGUGGGUACCUUCGUUGGCAGCCUUAAGGUGGAGGACCUUGACGAAGGCAGCGAUGGUAUGAUCGAGUGCUGGAGCACGAACCCUCACGUAUCGCUGGAGGCUUUUGAUGAGAAGAGCUACGGCGUCGUCGUGGCCAAUGAGUUGGACUACGAGGAUAGCCCUCAGGUAAACAUUUCCAUCACUUGCAGCGACCACGGGAUCCCACGUCUGACAACAUCGACUACCUUCAUAAUCUACGUGCUAGAUGUCAACGACAAUGCCCCGCAGUUCACGCAAUCUGUCUACAACGGGUCAGUGAAAGAAAGCAUUGAAGGAGGUCAGAAGGUCGUACAGGUCCUGGCGCUAGACAAGGACGGCUUUAACAACAACCAGGUAAUGUACUCGCUUGGCGAGGCAGACGAACGUCUCUUCACUAUGGAUGCUACCACCGGCUGGGUUAGGCUGAACGUGUCUGUGGACCGGGAACACACUCCCAUGCUGACAGUUGUGGUCUUUGCGACAGAUUCGGGGAGCCCUCCGUUGACUGGGACGGCCACAGUGACGGUGUCAGUUGAAGACAUCAACGACAACGUUCCUUACCUCAAUAAGACCGAUUAUUACAUCAGCGAAGCGGUGCCGGUUGGUUAUGUCUUUAACGCCCGAAGUUGUUUCGUCGCCGACGAAGAUAUUGACGUAACCUCUCCGUUCAUCAUCCUUACGAACGGGUCUAUUGAAGUCAACAAGAAACUGAACCGAGAGACACAGAACGAGACGAGACUAGUUGUGUUUCUGCGAGACAAAGGGACGCCCGCUCUCACUGGUUCGGGAACCUUGACUUUGCACAUUGUCGCUUACAAUGACGAGCCCCCGCAGUUCUUGUUUCCUUCCCCCCUGAAUAAGACAGCCUGGAUCGGUGCCGAGGCUCCUCUUGGAUCCCACGUUUGCCGAGUGCAAACCGCGGAUGGCGGGCUAGGCGCGCCCCAGAACGUCCUGUACAACAUCGCUGAAGGCAAUGCGGACAAUUGGUUUGGCAUCAACAGUCGAUCCGGGGAGCUGUUCGUCGCUCGUAGCCUUCUUCCUCUCGCCGGUUCGACCGUCCAGCUGAAGAUUUCCUCGGCAAACACGCUAAACCCUCAGAUGCUGAGUUAUGGCGACUUGGAGGUAACAGUGGGGCCGUCCAACGCCAGCCUGCUGACGCGGGCCGCCUUGGGCGCGCAAGACAGCUACGUCAUCGUCGCCGGUAUCAUCUCUGGCGUCACGGUCAUCAUUGCUGUGGUUAUCAUCUCAGUCAUCGUCCACCUGAGAACGACAGACCUGAGGAGGAUGCAAGCUGCCAAGAGCAAAGCCACUAGACCGAACAAUGUCAACUCUCGCGUUCCAAUCGCAGUCUCCUUUGUGCCGGAGGUAAAGGGAGAGAAGCUUCAGAAGACCAACACCACACUGACAUCAUCUAUGGGCGGGAAGAAUGCUGCAUUCACAGCCUCUGAAAAGGGGGGUUCUGCGGUGCUAAAGCCCACGCUCUGCAGCAAACCACAGCUCUGGUCGCAAACACUUGGUAUCGAAGAUCACAACAGCGACACAUCAGGGGAAACAACUUGCGACAGCGGGCGCGGAGCGAGUGACGAAGAGAUUGUCGCCCCUUUACAUGAGGCUUACGCAGGUUACCGACCGCAGGCACGCGUCGAUGCAAGGUACUCCAAUGCGCCACCACGGAUCCCACCUCGCGAGCCUCUCCAGUGGACACAAGUUGGGUGGAGAGUGUCGCCACCUGCUGACGCACAUCGGCGUGUCCCUGACGACAUCCGUCAUGGUGACAUCUUGUCCAGAGCUAACCAGUUCCGAUAUUCUCCAGACGACAGAACCUCCCCACCGCCUCCUUUUUAUGCUUCCAGCGUACCUAGUCGUCGGAUGUUAGCUUCUCAGGAACCGGAUGAAAGUCUAGGCAGACAGUUUGAGCUUACCAGUGGGCGCAAGUACCCGAAAAGUUCGCGCCAGACAGGACCGGGUAGGAGCAACGCCCCUACUGCAUCACCCAGUCCGCCACUCCAGCGAGAAGUUGUGUCGCGGACAACUGAGGGUGAGCUGCCGGUCAACAGAAGCAGUUCGACCUGCUUGCCCUCAGGUAGCAAGGUCCAGGGGACACCUAGCAAGGGUGGGGAGGAAAGCGGCCAUCAAGGGAGGCUGGCUUGGCACGCGGACGGUCCGCCACCCAGAGCGCGCCCGUCCUCGUCGCUGACAAGCCUAGCUCCGAGUGGUGACGACGACGACAACACCACCACCUCCGGCAGCUACUCCAUCGACUUUGAUGACAUCAUGAAUGUCUCGCUGGAAUGCUGAUUCACACCAUCCUCUUUCUCUACAAUCUACCCUACAACAUACCCGUUAGCUGCUUCAUUAAGGCAUGGAAACAGCGACCGGGGAAACAAACUAUACUGGCAUCCUCUUAUGCAAACUGCAAUGAAAGUUCAUAGAAUUUUUAUAGACGUCAGAACAACGACUAACUCAGAGAGUUCUUAGACUGCUGGUGCUUCAUUAAAACAGAUACUUGUCCGAGUGAUAAACACACAAACAGCGGUAUUAGGAGACGGACAUUGUCGUAAACUUGCAGAUUCUCGAUGAGGUCACUUCAAACCUUGAGCAGCCGUGACUGUAAAAUACUGUUUUGCAAGAAAAGACAAACGGGUAUGUGGACUAGGGGCACACAACUAAACAAUUUCUAACCCAUGAAUGGUGUAUCGUGCGUUUAAACCAUGCUUGUCAGGAAUGUGCUCCAUGAUCAUAGUUUGAACUAGUCUGUUGGAGGCAAGGACACGGCAACUUUUGCAAACAAUUUCAAAACGGUCGACAUCCAUCGCAGUCUGAUUCCAGUCUUGCCACGUCUGACAGAAAGUGUUUGUCAGGCGAAUAAACCACCGGACUUUGUGAUUAGUACACAGCAGAUGGCAAUCAGCUUAAGUAUUAAGUCUUUGGGACAAAGUAUUUAGUGUCGAGCUGUGAUUGUGAGCGGAUUGAGAACGUGUUCACUGUAUAUCUGUGUAUAGCAGGAAGCACACGUGCAUUUGAGUAUACGGUGGUGUGUGUGUGUUUGUAUGUGCAAAUCUGUGGGUUGAUAUAAAAGUGUGUGUGACGAUUAGUGGAAGCAUGGCUGUGUGCGGGUUGUACGUUUGCGUGGGUCCUUCUGUAAAGAAUAUUACAUCAUUCUCUAAUGGAAGGCGCGCAUGUAAAGCUAACAAAUAAUUUUACUCAUAUACGGUGUCUAAUAAACCUAGCUACACGUGU